Molecule: messenger RNA, 627 nt
Organism: Acinonyx jubatus (cheetah)
Lineage: Eukaryota; Metazoa; Chordata; Mammalia; Carnivora; Felidae
Product: 60S ribosomal protein L17-like
Exons: 1
Biological process (GO): cytoplasmic translation
Cellular component (GO): cytosolic large ribosomal subunit; ribosome
Molecular function (GO): structural constituent of ribosome
Source: RefSeq, a predicted model, not a curated record
CUGACAACGGUUCACUAUUCACUUGGUCCAGAAAACUCUACACAAUCAUGCAAAUCAAAAAGUACAAAUCUUCGUGUCCACUUUAAGAAUACACAUGAAACUGCCCAGGCCAUGAAGGGUAUGCAUAUCCAAAAAGCCACCAAGUAUCUCAAAGAUGUCACUUUGCAGAAGCGAUGUGUGCCAUUCUAUCACUAUACUGGUGGAGUUGGUAGGUAUGUCCAGGCCAAACAGUGGGGAUGGACACAGGGUUGGUGGCCCAAAAAGAAUGUGGAAUUUUUACUGCACAGGCUUAAAAAUGUGGAGAGUAAUAGUGAACUUAAGGAUUUAGAUGUAGAUCCUCUAGCCAUUGAACAAAUCCAGGUGAACAAAGCCACCAAGAUGUGGUGUAGAACUUACAGGGCUCACGGUCAGAUUAACCCAUAUGUGAGCUCUCUCUGUCACACUGAGAUAAUCCUUACUGAAAAAGAGCAAAUAGUUCCUAAACCAGAAAAGUUUUCACAGAAAAAAAAGCAUUUCCCAGAAGAAACUGAGGAAAUAAAAACUACGGCCCGGGAGUAAAUUCUACAUAAAAUAAAUGCAAAUAAAAGUAAAAACAAAAAAAAUUUAAAAAUCUAAAAAAAUAAACUC